AUGGCUAGAACCAAGCAAACCGCAAGAAAAUCUACUGGUGGUAAGGCACCAAGAAAGCAGCUCGCCUCCAAGGCUGCCAGAAAGUCGGCACCAACCUCCGGUGGUGUCAAGAAGCCUCACAGAUAUAAGCCUGGUACCGUUGCUUUGAGAGAAAUCAGAAGAUUCCAAAAGUCGACCGAGCUUUUGAUCAGAAAGUUGCCUUUCCAAAGAUUGGUGAGAGAAAUCGCCCAAGAUUUCAAGACCGACUUGAGAUUCCAGUCGUCUGCCAUCGGCGCCUUGCAAGAAUCCGUCGAAGCCUACUUGGUUUCCCUUUUCGAAGAUACCAACUUGUGCGCCAUCCACGCCAAGAGAGUCACCAUCCAGAAGAAGGACAUCCAGUUGGCUAGAAGAUUGAGAGGUGAGAGAUCCUAG
This is a messenger RNA of Pichia membranifaciens NRRL Y-2026, 411 nucleotides long. RefSeq lists its product as hypothetical. NCBI's taxonomy places the organism in Eukaryota, Fungi, Ascomycota, Pichiomycetes, Pichiales, Pichiaceae. The coding region runs from base 1 to 411 and encodes 136 amino acids. The transcript has a single exon. Gene Ontology annotation, cellular component: nucleosome. Gene Ontology annotation, biological process: rRNA transcription. Gene Ontology annotation, molecular function: structural constituent of chromatin; protein heterodimerization activity; DNA binding. The record is from RefSeq and is a predicted model, not a curated record.